GCGCUACGAGAGAUUGUAAGGAAGGUUGACGUAAUAUCAUUGCUCUCCCCCACUCCACAUCUCAAAGAUCGUACGAACAUAACAAAGUCCUCGGUUAGUUGCUCCGAUCGGACAGUCUGAAUCCUUCGUCGUCAGAGAAUAAAAGACAUGAAGGUGUUCAUUUUCGCGGCUUUGGCCGUGCUCAUUUUCGAGGCGUCACUUGCCGUCGAUACUCACGAACAUAACAAGGUCGUGUGUUAUUGGAAUGUUACAUCGUUUGAAAGACAAGGUCCUGGAAAAUUCCAACUCGAGGAUGUUAGGCCUGCGUUAUCGCUCUGUACGCAUUUAAUAUACGGUUUUGCUGGUAUUAAUCCCGAUACAUUCGAAAUUGUUUCAUUGAAUCCAAAUCUGGACACUGGUGCUGGCUACGCAUAUUACAGACUGAGCACACAGUUGAAGAAAUCUUUUCCAGAUCUUAAAGUUUAUCUUGGAAUCGGUGGAAAUGCCGAUCCUUACGAGGAGACACACAAAUAUCUUACAUUGACCGAAACCUCAGAGGCAAGAUCAAAGUUCAUCAACUCUGUGAACCGUAUAUUGAACGAUCAUGACUUCGACGGUAUCGAUCUAGCUUGGCAAUUUCCACCAGUGAAAGUAAAGAAAAAUCGUGGUACUUGGGGUUCGCUUUGGCAUGGAAUCAAGAAGACAUUCGGUUAUGGAAAAUUCAAGGACGAUAAGGAACAGGAACAUCGCGAUGGUUUUACCAUUUUGGUUCGUGAUUUGAAGACACAGUUGAGACCAAAAGGAAAAGCUCUUACGUUAACCGUCCUUCCGCAUAUUAAUGCUAGUGUUUAUUACGAGGCACGAUUGUUAUCACCGAAUCUCGAUGCUAUACAUCUGAUGACGUUCGAUCAAAAAACACCAGAACGUAAUCCGAAGGAAGCCGAUUAUCCUGCUCCAGUGUACGAGAGUUAUGGACGUGAACCACAGGAUAAUAUCGAUUCGUCGGUUAGGUAUUGGCUCGUGAAUGGUACACCAGGUUCUAAGAUAGUCGUAGGUAUACCAACCUAUGCAAGAACAUGGAAGCUGACUUCUGAAAGUCAAAUUUCUGGUGUACCACCGAUCGUAGCGGAAGGUCCAGGUGAGCCAGGACCACAUUCCGGUAUUCCAGGAUUAUUGUCUUACGCCGAAGUUUGCACGAAAUUGACCGAGACCAAUUUGGGACGUUUAAGAAGGGUAAACGAUCCUUCGAAAAAAUAUGGUAGCUAUGCCUACGAACCGUACAACGGCGAUACCGGAGCAGAAGGUCUUUGGGUUGGUUUUGAGGACACCGAUACGGCUGGUAACAAAGCUAGUUACGUGAAGGCUAAAGGACUCGGUGGUGUUGCGAUAUUUGAUCUUUCGUUGGAUGAUUUCCGUGGUGUUUGCAACGGUGAUAAAUAUCCGAUCAUUCGUGGUGCCAAAUACAAGCUCUAGAUCUAUCAACGUUCGAGAGAGAUUGGAGACUGUUUUAUUAUUGGAGCUUAAGCGAACGAUCCUUAUCGAGAUAUUUUAAUUAAUUGUUUUAGUAUUCUUUUUGUCACUACUUUUCGAUAAUCAAAAGUUUUAUGAUAAUGUCCUAUUAUCCAUAUCCGUAGGUACGCUUUUGUAUUUCUUCUCCUAUCCUCCGAUUCAUUUCUUUAUUCAAUCUCUUGAUAGAUCAAUUUUCCUGAGAUCGUUUUAGUUCCUUCGUUCGAUGUGUUUUAAUUCAACAAGACAGAAAAAAGGAAGAUAAAUAAAUAUGUUGAUCGUA
Messenger RNA from Vespula pensylvanica (western yellowjacket), 1768 nucleotides. RefSeq names its product chitinase-like protein EN03 (gene Idgf4). Gene Ontology annotation, biological process: chitin catabolic process; carbohydrate metabolic process. The coding region runs from base 148 to 1452 and encodes 434 amino acids. The record is from RefSeq and is a predicted model, not a curated record. The transcript is spliced from 6 exons. Gene Ontology annotation, molecular function: chitin binding. Gene Ontology annotation, cellular component: extracellular region. Lineage: Eukaryota; Metazoa; Arthropoda; Insecta; Hymenoptera; Vespidae.